Molecule: messenger RNA, 556 nt
Organism: Penicillium pulvis
Lineage: Eukaryota; Fungi; Ascomycota; Eurotiomycetes; Eurotiales; Aspergillaceae
Product: LYR motif-containing protein
Exons: 3
Coding region: 72-422 (116 amino acids)
Biological process (GO): mitochondrial respiratory chain complex III assembly
Source: RefSeq, a predicted model, not a curated record
CAAACACCAACAAUAACACGGCAUCACCCCGGCUUUCCUAUCCAAACACCCGACUCUUUACCCCAGACAAUAUGGCUGCUCCGUCUACUGCCGCCCUGAGCGCCUACCGCCAGGUCCUUCGUGCCACCCGUGUUGCCUUCCGAGACGACGUCCGAGUCAUGCUUGCCUCUCGUCAAGAAGCCCGUCGCAACUUCGAACAAAACCGCCGUGUCGCUGUUGACACCGGUAUGCAGAUCAACCACGCCAUCGAGGUUGCGAACAUUUUACGCCACAACCUAGUGCAGGGUGCUCGGGAGAAUGGUAACGAGGAUGCCAAGUGGGAACUUCGAAUCCACGACCAGAUCGAGCGCGGCGACAAUGACUCCAUUAAGGUUGCCGGCAAGGACGUUAAGAUUCACAAGGCUUGCUCGUCGUCUUCGUAAGCUACGUUCAACAUCUUGAUAUUGCAUGCUACACCGACUCCAUGACCAUGCAGUGCCACCUAGGCAGCAUACAAUCGGUGGAGGUACAAAUUCGAACCAGCCAAUGAGACUGGAUGUAUUAUAGUAUACCCGAC